This is a messenger RNA of Centruroides sculpturatus (bark scorpion), 1848 nucleotides long. Its product is annotated as homeobox protein GBX-2-like. Lineage: Eukaryota; Metazoa; Arthropoda; Arachnida; Scorpiones; Buthidae. Gene Ontology annotation, molecular function: DNA-binding transcription factor activity, RNA polymerase II-specific; RNA polymerase II transcription regulatory region sequence-specific DNA binding. Gene Ontology annotation, cellular component: nucleus. The record is from RefSeq and is a predicted model, not a curated record. The transcript is spliced from 3 exons. Bases 247 to 1245 code for a protein of 332 amino acids. Gene Ontology annotation, biological process: regulation of nervous system development; regulation of transcription by RNA polymerase II.
CAACCCUGCAAUUUAGGAUUAUCGAAGUAUUGCCGUGAGCCAUGUGUUUGCUCGACUGCAAGAAUAGAAGGCCUUAUGUCAAUGGGUACCGUUGUCACAUGUUUCGCAGUUUAAUGAAAUCAAUUUUAAGUUGAAAUAAUUUAUGCGUAAUAUGGAAAUUUUCGUGGAAAAUCUAUUAAAUUCGGUCCAUUUCGGUAUUUCGUUAGUUGCCUGAUCGAAGCCUUUUUUUUCGCUGACUCGUCGUCGAUGCAGCGUUUGUCGUCUCACACGGCGUUCACAAUUGACUCAAUAAUAUCGCCGACUUCCUCGGCCUCUCCGAGAACACCAUGUGCACCAACUCUACCGAUACCUUUUCUCUACAACGGAUACUUGUUUUUCCCUCGCGCUGGACUUUAUCCUGGACUACCGAUACCGCAACCGCCGUCUCUUUGUUCGUCAGAAUUAUUGUCCUCCUCUCUGGUUGGUUCGUCUACCGCUUCCUGCACUUCACCCACAGCUCUACGCUCGGCCCUACCGAGUUUGGCUGCACUUCUUCCGCAAAAUUACUGCACAGUGCCUUCGGUGAUCUGCCCACACGAUGAUCUACCGAAGACGACGGAAGAUGAUCGACAAAGUCCCGGUCGUUCCCCCUCUUCUCCUACUCGCACUAGAACCGAAUCGCAUAAAGUUACCGAUAGAAUAUCAGAUCGGCAACUAUCUUCUUACAGUCCCAACAUUAGUCAUUCAUCCAUCCGUCUGUCAAGUCCUGACAGACAAGAGACGUCACAAUCGGAGAAAUUAACAGAAAAUCGGUUAGAUGCACAGAAAUCCAAAACACCAAAAGAUGUAAUUGAAGUAUCAAAGACAGAAUCUCAUUCGUCUAAAGAAGGUAGCGGAAAAUCGAGAAGGAGACGAACAGCUUUUACCAGCGAACAACUUUUAGAAUUAGAAAAAGAAUUUCAUUCUAAAAAAUAUUUAUCUCUAACUGAAAGAUCUCAGAUCGCCCAUACCCUUAAACUAAGCGAAGUUCAGGUAAAAAUAUGGUUUCAGAAUAGGAGAGCCAAAUGGAAAAGAGUUAAAGCAGGCUUGACUUCUGGUAGAACGGCAGCUACAGGAAGUGCCAACAAUUCGAGCGGACCCAAAAUUGUUGUUCCUAUACCCGUUCAUGUAAACAGAAUGGCUAUACGAAGUCAGCACCAACAACUAGAAAAGUCAGCAGCCAGUGUUCGUCAUAGACAAACUUCAGGAAAUGGUUUGCCGUUAUAAUAAUAAUGCUGAAAGUAUAACAUCGCACAACGAAUAGGAGCUUAACAGCAAGAGCAUGGAAGGCACAUUUGGUCGAACUUCAUUGUAAUUAUAGCUAAUUACAUACGAUAAUUUUAAUUAAUUGUAUAUUCUUUUAAACUCCGAAAGCCCGAUUCUUGGAAGCGAUUAACAAAGAUUGGCCAAAUUUGCCAUAACGAAUUGAAAAGCUACGUGUCUUACUGCUUUGUCUCUUGCAAGAUCCUAUUUUAAUAUUAUUGUAUCCUGUUGUUAACAACAAAAUCUCCAGUGGCCAAUAUGAUGAUCGAAAUUGAUCCAAUCACAGUUUGAGCUUUUACUAAUACCAAAGAUUGUACAGUUUAAUAAGAAAUGAGGAAACGCAGUUUCUUAAGUUGUUAAGUGUGUCUAAAUCUUGUGACUAUCGCUUAUAACGAUCCGAGUUUAGUUUCAAGUGCCAAAGCGAAUGGACUCUUUCUUUCUUUCCUUCAUCCUAUUAAGGUUAACGGGGAAAAAAAGGACCAUUCGCAUAAUAAUUUGAAUAUCGACGAAGAAUGAUAUGAACUAAAGUAAAUAUUUGGUUGUAUGUAAAUCUGUCUUCUUGUUUAA